AUUUCUGUUAUAUGGAGGAAAGCCUAUUGCCUUAGUGAGAGAAAGGAAAUAUGAGAUAGAAGAGCACAUUUACAUGAACAGACUUCACUGGGACCAAACCACUGGACUCUUUGCACUCACAGGUCUGAAGAAGAACGACUCAGGAGUUUAUUAUGUCUCUAAAAAAGGAAGAACUUCCACCACAUCUUAUAAACUCUCAGUGUUUGACCCUGUCCCAUCUCCUGCAGUGGGAAAACUAAAUUUGAGCUCUGAGAGCUGCUCCCUGCUGUGUUCUGUGGACCCAGCUGAAGAGACCACACUGUCCUGGUACAAAGACGAGGAGAUCCUGAACCAGAGCAGCUCUGCUGUCUCUCUGCUUCUCUCUGUACACGAGCACGACUUCAGCUCUUCAUUCAGAUGUGUGGCUUCCAACCCUGCAGAGAACAAGACUCUUCCAGUCAAUGUGACCAUGUUCUGCAGAGAAAAGCAGAGCCAAGGAUCAGACAACCCAGACCAAAGACAUCAUUUGAUGCCCAUUAUAAUCUCUGUCAUCGUUGGUGUUGUUCUUGUUGGACUGGCUGCCUGGUUCAUCAGAUUCAAGUAUCCUCACAUAAAGAAGACAAUGAGUCAAACACAAGAUUGGGCGGACAUGAAGACAUACGUACAGUAUACCAACGUCAACGUAUGCAGACGCAGUCAGGGGGAGAAUUUCUCAGGUUCAUCUUGGACCAGUUGCUGUUAUCUGACAACAGUCUAUUAUAUGAACCCAAGGCUCCUUCAGGAACCUCUGAUGAGCAACUGAGUGAGUCCAUUAAUCUGAGCUGAUUAGAUUGAAACCAAGUGAUCAGUUGUUGGGUGUUAAAGUACCAGCUGUUAAAUAUCAGAUGUAAGGAGAGUGUUGGAGCUGAACGAGAGGAGAUUCUACAGUCGGCACCUGAAGCUCCUUCAAGAGUUUUUGACAUUGUUUUUUCUUACAAUCAACCUUUUUUAAAUGUAAGAGAAAACUAAUCUGCAGUGAUCACUACUUUACAUCAACACAUCAACAUACAACACUUUCUACAAGGUUCGCUUCUAUUUUUGUCUCUGUGCUGUGAAGUCAUUCCUUAUCAAAGUUAUAAAGUCACCAUUUUUAAAUCAAUCAUCGUGUUUACUUCCUGUUAAAAUACUAAUUGACUUACAGCUCUGUAAUAAAGUCCACAGAAUUGUGAUGUAAUGUGAAAUGUGUUCUCUACUUUAUGUGUGUGAACCACUCAAACAAACAGGAGCUGAAUAAUUAAAGACCAGUCACAUACAAUUG
Messenger RNA from Mugil cephalus (flathead mullet), 1276 nucleotides. Its product is annotated as CD48 antigen-like. The transcript has 5 exons. The record is from RefSeq and is a predicted model, not a curated record. Bases 74 to 781 code for a protein of 235 amino acids. NCBI's taxonomy places the organism in Eukaryota, Metazoa, Chordata, Actinopteri, Mugiliformes, Mugilidae.